Pezoporus flaviventris is the source of this 853-nucleotide messenger RNA. It is a transcript of the gene NAA40, whose product is annotated as N-alpha-acetyltransferase 40, NatD catalytic subunit. Bases 41 to 760 code for a protein of 239 amino acids. The transcript has 8 exons. Gene Ontology annotation, molecular function: protein N-terminal-serine acetyltransferase activity; histone H2A acetyltransferase activity; histone H4 acetyltransferase activity. Lineage: Eukaryota; Metazoa; Chordata; Aves; Psittaciformes; Psittacidae. Gene Ontology annotation, cellular component: nucleus. The record is from RefSeq and is a predicted model, not a curated record.
CUCCGCGCCCCCGCCGCGAGAGGAGCCGCGCUCCGCAGCCAUGGGGAGGAAAUCCAGCAAAGCCAAGGAGAAGAAGCAGAAGCGCCUGGAGGAGCGGGCGGCCAUGGCCGCUGUGUGCGCUAAGGUGGAAGCUGCCAACAAACUCCAGGAUCCCCUUGAAGCUUUCCCAGUGUUCAAGAAGUACGACCGCAACGGUUUGAACGUCGCCAUCGAGUGCAAACGUGUCUCCGGGCUGGAACCCGCCACCCUGGAGUGGGCCUUUGAGCUGACCAAGGCCAACAUGCAGACACUGUAUGAGCAGAGCGAGUGGGGCUGGAAGGAGCGGGAGAAGCGGGAGGAACUGCGGGAUGAGCGGGCCUGGUACCUCAUUGCCCGCGAGGCCGGGGCCGGCCCCAUUGCCUUCUCCCACUUCCGCUUCGAUGUCGAGUGUGGCGACGAGGUCCUUUACUGCUAUGAGGUGCAGCUCGAGAGCCGUGUCCGGCGGCGAGGUUUGGGCAAAUUUCUCCUCCAGAUCCUCCAGUUGGUGGCCAACAGCACCCAGAUGAAGAAGGUGAUGCUGACAGUCUUCAAGCACAACCAUGGCGCGUACCAGUUCUUCCGUGAGGCGCUGCAGUUCGAGGUUGAUGCCACCUCUCCCAGCGCCUCCGGUUGCUGCGGGGACGAUUCCUCCUAUGAGAUCCUCAGCCGCUGCACCAAGUAUGGGGAGAGCCAUCCCCCCCCGGGGCUGGGCACGGGACCUUGCAGCGGCUGCUGCCACUGAGCCCCCCAAAUCCCACACUUUCACCCCAAACCCAGCGCCUCACCUCCGAGGAAGCCACCCCAUGGACCCGCUGCACCCAAUGGGUGACGGGGC